Messenger RNA from Saccostrea cuccullata (small rock oyster), 1153 nucleotides. RefSeq names its product G-protein coupled receptor dmsr-1-like. The record is from RefSeq and is a predicted model, not a curated record. Bases 4 to 1089 code for a protein of 361 amino acids. Gene Ontology annotation, molecular function: G protein-coupled peptide receptor activity. The transcript has a single exon. Gene Ontology annotation, biological process: G protein-coupled receptor signaling pathway. Gene Ontology annotation, cellular component: plasma membrane. NCBI's taxonomy places the organism in Eukaryota, Metazoa, Mollusca, Bivalvia, Ostreida, Ostreidae.
AAAAUGGAAAGGAACUUAACAAACCAGACCAAUAGUGGAGGACAAUGCGACGAUCCAGUGGGACUUUAUGCUUAUGCUUGUUUUUACUACGGGGUUCAUGAUUAUCUUAGCGUGAUUUUAUGUUGUUUUGGAAUACCUGCAAAUUUUGUCAACAUUUUCAUUCUGACCCGAAAGACGAUGAGAACACCUAUCAACAUAAUAUUGACCGGUAUAGCGGUCUCUGACAUGCUGACAAUGUUAUCCUACCUUCUGUGGGCUAUUCACUUCCGGGUCAUGUAUGGACUUGAUGAUAACAGACCUGGUAAAAACACCUACGGUUGGACUUUGUUCUUAGCUUUCCAUAUCUGCCUCACAAUAACAACAUACACCAUUUCUAUUUGGCUCGGGGUGUGCAUGUCAAUUGUUAGGUAUAUUUACAUCUCAUCACUGGGGACUCGGCAACCUGGAGCAGAUGAACGAAGAUCGUGUAUUCUUGUCACCAUUGUGUUCACACUUUCAAUUAUUGCGUACAUUCCAAAAUAUGUAACUACAAAGAUUGAAAAUAUUAACUCAACGGAAGUUUAUAGGUAUCAAGGUUUUGAGAUUCAGUCACCAAAUCUUUCUCCACUGCAAACCGCUUUCGUUUGGAUAUUCCUCGUCAUUGGAAAAUGGAUUCCUUGUUUCUUGAUCAUUGUAUUCGGUAUUUUAUUAGUUUGUACCUUGCAUAAAAGUAAGAAAAGGACAGAAAAGCUUAAAGGUGCUCAGACCAAAGCGAGGCUAAAGCAGCACACAAGAACGACCGCCAUGUUGUUGGUUAUAAUUCUUAUGUAUAUUGUAUCUGAACUUCCCCAAACGAUUGUUUUGGUCAUAAGUUAUGUCAGUAAAAACUUUUUGGACUACAUUUUGUUGGGAGACACCAUAGAUAUAAUUUGUUUGAUAAAUAAUUCAGUGAAUAUAGUACUUUACUGUGCGAUGAGCAAACAGUUUCGAGAUAUGCUAUGGUCCAGUUUGUGUAAUGUUUUCAGGCUCUCAGACCCAAAGAGAUAUAUGACAGUUCAGACAACCGUUACACAUACAUGUCCGACAAAGAAUGUCUGCUACGAGCCCUAGUUUGUUGUUAAACAUUAAAAGGUUAUUAUUUAAUGGCUUUAAUGUAAAAUGGCGCCAGGACUCU